This is a messenger RNA of Brenthis ino (lesser marbled fritillary), 5631 nucleotides long. The record is from the annotation of a GenBank genome assembly. NCBI's taxonomy places the organism in Eukaryota, Metazoa, Arthropoda, Insecta, Lepidoptera, Nymphalidae.
AUGGAAGGCGAAUCGAAGAAUCCUAAGCACUUAAUAUCUUCGAUCAAGAAAUUUAAUACAGACGAAAAAGAUCGCGAUACUAUUAAAACUCUUUUGAAAGAUUUUAUCUUAUCCGAUUAUAAUAACAUGGCUAUAAAACAAAAACCGAGCUUAAACGAAAAGUGUAUAUACUCAGUACCAAUGAAGCCCUCACUCUCACCCACAAAUCAAAGAUUCAAAUCAAUUGAUGAAGCAAAACAAGCUUUCUUAAAUUCCUCCGUAAAUACUUCAACCUCACCCCGCAGUAAAGCAGAAAAAGAAACAACAUUACACUAUGCACAAAUAGUAUCUGUUACAGAAAGUGAUGAUACAAGAAGCACCGGUGGAGGUACAGAACUAAAAUCGCCACACAAAAAUAAACAACCUACAAAUAUUAAGAAAAAAAUAGAACAACAACAAAGGAAAGUAAGUUUUAAAGUUAAAAAUGCAUCUGCAUCUUACAGACGUCCACCUCUAGUAACAAAAACAACAAUGACGAUAACUAGUAGCAAAGUGUCUGAGCUAACAAAAAAAUUUAAUGACUUAAUGCAUGAAGAUACCAAUGGGUCCAUUUCUCAAUCGAAAAUAGUAAAAACAAUAGAAAACUUACAAACCUCAUCACGUUGCUCUGCAAGUAGUUGCUCUACACCUUCAUCGACUCUUAGUUCUAGUCCAAAUAUUAAAAUAGUUGUGCGUCAUAGAAAAAGCUCUAAAAGACGAACCCAUAGAAAAAGAUGUUCUAGUGUAGAUUCAAUUGAUAAAUUUAUUUUAUCUGAAGGCUCAAGUGGUAAAAUCCGCGUAUUACGUUCAAAAUCUGAUGGUAACAAAAUUCCCAAGUCACCAAAAAAGCGGUUAAAAUAUCAAGACUCCAGUGAACAACAAAGUGGCUCCGAUACUGUUGAUGGCAGCCCAAAAAAAGAAAAUAAUACAGAAUCUCCUAAAGAGAACUCUCUUGAAAUACCAGUUGAAACUAAUGUAAGAAAUGUUAUUAAAAAAUUUGAAUGUGAAAUAAGUGCACAAACAAACCUUCAAAGUAAUACCAUUAAAAAAUCAAGUACUCCAACUUCUUAUAUGCUACCUGCUAAAGAAAAACCUAAAGUACCUGAAAAGAAAUCUUCUUUAGUGUUAACAAAAAAUCUAGUUUUAAAGGACGGUGUUCCUAAAAUAAAAACAGUUAAAACGAUUACUGCCGAUUUUCAAGCAAAACAAGCAGUCACUACUUACCCAUCAGAACCAAAAAAGAAAGAACAAAUUUACGAUAAAAAGAAAUUUAAGACUAAUUAUAUACAUUCCGAAAAACUGCCUCUCCAUCUUGUUGAAAUUAUACAAGAAGACGUCAAUGAACAUUUAAGCACAACUAAAUCUGAAGCAGAUUUAUCUUUAAUUUCUUCCUCCGUGGAUGAGAAUAAUAUAUAUCAAGACGUAAAUACACAAAUUAUUCCGAACGAUUCAUUUUUAUGGCGAAGAAAAAGCUCUCAAAUUUAUUCUGAACUUGAUAAUUCGGCAUCUGAAAGUACAUAUGGUUUUGUAAGUGUUAUAAUGAAUGAAAACACUUUGAGCUGUGAUGAAGAAGAAAUAAAAAGUACUCAAGAGCAAUCUCAUAAAGAAGAAAUUGUAGAAUCUCAAGUAAAUACUGAAAAACUGCAUGAAGAUCGUGAGUCUAACUCAGACUUUGAGGGUAAUUUAAUUGAAGCUUGCAAUAAAGAAAUUCUUAUCAGCUACACUUCAAAAACAAAGAGCGACCCGGUUAUUGAAGAUGAUUACGAACCACUAGAACCACGUGAUGAUGAAAACGUAGUAGUCAUACCUGUAAAAACAGACAGAAGUUCUAAAAUAAACUGCCCAUUACCUGAAAUACCUAAAGAACCAGAAGUAAGUGAUGUAAACGAAGGCGAAAACAUCUACCAAUGCCUUCUAGAAAUGAGAUCACAUCCCGAAGGCGAUGAAAGUAGUCUUCAUAAUUACGAGUUAUGUGGUCAGCUUGAAGAGCGAACACGAGGAGAUGGUGACAGUGAUGAUGGCUACGAGUAUUGUAAAUCACCUGUUAAACCGUACUGCCAUACAUCCAGCUCGGGCAUUCAAAUCGCCGAAAAUUACAACCCUUAUUUGUGCAAAAAUAACAAUAAAAACUAUUCUAUCACGAAGUCAGUCAGUGGUGCCUCUACAGUUAGCUAUGAAAAAAUCGGUUCAGAUAGAAUUUACGAAAAAAUUCCGCCCCGACCGCCGAAAUCUAAAGAAAGUAGUCCGAAUUAUAGCAGUCGGCAUUCAUUCGUAUCUUCGGACUAUAAUGAUAAUGAAAACAUUUAUGACACUAUAAAGCAUGGUGAUGGUGCAUCGUUGUCCCAUUGUUACGAGAGUAUUCCAAAUAGCCCGAGUAUGGUAAAACUUAGGAAUAAUUUGAAAAAACAGCUUGCAUCUACUGUACAGAAGAGGCUAUCAUUUGACAAUGUUUCUAACAUAAGUCAGUCCACUCUAUCUAGUGAACAAAAAACAAACAGUAUUUACGGUCAAAGAUCUGUGCUUAGUUAUAACGGACAAGAGAUUGCUUUCCAAGUCCCAAGCAGUGAGACGAGUGUGAGCGAUCGAAGUGAUAGAAGCGACGAUUGGGUGGACGUGUCCGACGAAGAGAAGGCUGAACAAAAGAAAAUAAUUAUCGUCCGUGAAAGGAGUAGAGGUAGAAAAAGUCCUGUCAGCUGGUCGCAAAAAGUCCGCCACCAAUGGGAAAAUACGCCGAAGAAAUCCGAAGAUAAAGACUGCGACAGCAGUGACUCCGGCCACGUGUACGAGUCGCUGGAGCCGGCGCCGACGCUGCCGCCCCUACCUGCUCUCCCCACACCGAUACCUGAUGAUGACUUCGACUCGUUCGAUAGUGACUCCGACUCGGAACAUGAAACGACUUUCCAACCGGAAGUACCCCCUGCGCUUCCGGCGUCUCGCCUGCCGCCGCCCCCCGGCGGUGGUCACACCCUCACCAAGAUAGCCAACGCCGCGCAACGCAAGAUGAGGCAGAUUAAAAGAAAUCUCACAAAACGAUAUACUGUGGCAAUGGACGGAAAACCGUUCACAAAAUCUUCAAGCAACCAAAACGGGACAUAUGACGUGCCGAAAAACCAAACAAAAACAAAAUCCCCCAUCUACGCCAACUGUGAAAAGCCUGAGGUCCAACACGUGUACAGCAAUAUCAACUUUAAUGACACUAAAAAUGUUUUAAAUAAGACUGAAAAUCCUCUGGCCAAAAUAACCGGUACAUUUAAAGAGGAGCUGAAAACUGUGAUAGGAGAAAAAGGCGGAAAGACUGGUACAGAUAAGGGUAUAAACAGAAACGGGGUCACUGAUAAAGUUGGAAAUAAGGGUAUAUAUGAAAAAGCUGUGAAUAAAGGCAUUUAUGAAAAGGGACCAAAUAGAACAAUCAACUCUGAAAAGAGGAAUAGUAAUGGGGAUGUACCGCCGCCAUUGCCAGAUAAACCCCCACCAGAGAAGCCCACAACCCCAACAAGCGAUACGAAAAGUAGUACGUUAUCUCGAAAAGCAUAUUUCUCUUUCAAAUCUAGAUUUCGAAGACCGACAUCAGUAGCAAUAGAUAUAAAUUCAGAUGUUCCUAGUGCUUUGAAGAUAACGAAUUCGACAUUUUAUCUGACUGAUUCUAUGGAUGGUGACUCGGGGUUCAGCAACUGCAGCGACACAGCGGACACACUCUCGCCAGCAUCCCGCCGCGACGGUAGGCUUCGCGCGUGGUCGGAGUCCUCCCCGUGCCUCGCACUGGAGAGGCCCACCCUGCCGCCCCCGCCGCCCCCGCCACUCCCGACACACACUGACCUUAGCGCUGUUAACGAAGAACUGAAGCGGCUUCUGCCGACGCUAUCCCGUAAGGAGAAGGGCCCGCGCACGCGCACCUCGUGGUACGCGGAGUGCGGGGCAGACGCACCUGCACAAACUUCGACAUCAUCUUGGUACGCCGAAGCGGGUCUGUACCAAGCGGGCAACAUCUCCUCAUCAUCAGGUGCCUCCUCAGGAUCUCAUCCAGCAUCGCCACUCCCACACUCACUGUUCACGCACGAACCACUUUAUCAAUUCUACAACGCCGCUAAAGUUGAGUCGGCGUGUCGUGAGACAGGCGAUUCGGACUCUGACGCGUACGAGACGGGGGGCUCCGUCGCGUCCACUAGCUCGCGGCCCUCCGCCAUGGCGCUAGUGGCGCCGCGCGGCCCCGCUCGCACGCUGUGGUGCGAGGUGCCGGAGGUCGUCAACUCUACUGUACUUAGUUCUCUUGCACCUGCCCAAAAGAAACUACAAGAGGCGAAGUUCGAACUGCUCACGUCGGAGGCCUCGUACCUGAACUCGCUGAAUGUUCUCGAAACACAUUUCAUCUCACACCCCGCCUUCCGCGACCCGCACGUACUGCCCAGAGAAGAUUGGGAAACAUUAUUCGCAGCUAUACUACCAGUACGAAAAUGUUCGCAAAUGCUAAUGACGGACCUCGAACGGUGUUGGCAAGAAAACAUCCUUCUCCAAGACAUUUGCGACAUCGUCCAGCGCCACGCUGAAGCGCGGUUCCACGCUUACGUUAAAUACUGUGAAAACCAGCCGCUGAUGGUGAAAGCGCUGCAGCGCUUGAGGGAACGACCGGCCUUUGCUGCAGCGCUGAAACGACUGGAGAGCCACCCGGCGUGCCAGAGCCUGUCGCUGCACUCGUUCCUGCUGCUGCCGAUGCAGCGCGUGACGCGGCUGCCGUUGCUGCUGGACGCCGUGCUGCGCCAGCUCGCGCCGCAGGACCGCGAGUACGCGGGCGCCAUGCACGCGCUCGGCACGCUCAGUGACUUCGUGUCGCAGUGCAACGAGGGCGCGCGCACGACGGAGCGCGUGGAGGAGCUGUGGCGCGUGUCGGCCGCCAUCCACGUGCCCGCCGCGCUGCGCCGCGCGCCCGAGCUGGCGCCCGCGCUAGCGCGCCGCGACCGCAAACCAAUAAGAUGGCUAGUGCGUUCCGGCGAAAUGACUCAUCUGUUGUGGAAGACCGAUGAACUCAAGCUGACGUUCGGCAAAAAGUUCCACAAAGUACCUCUACAUCUCUUCCUGUUCAACGAUCAUCUCGUUAUUACUAAGAAAAAGGGCGAGGAGUCGUACGUGGCGGUGGACCACUGCCCGCGCUCGCUGGUGGAGGUGUGCGGCAGCGACGCGGCGGCCGGCGCCAAGCACGCGCUGCUGCUCACGCUGCUCGAGAACCACGAGGGCCGCACCGUCGAGAUGCUGAUGUCGUGCCCGAGCGAGACGGACCUGCGGCGCUGGGCGGAGGCGCUGGCGCCGCCCGCGGCCGCCGCCGGCGAGACGCUGUACGCGGGCUGGGACUGCCCGCAGGUGGCGGCGCUGUACGCGUACGCGCCGCGCCAGCCCGACGAGCUCGCGCUCGCGCAGGGCGACGUCGUCAACGUCACCAGGAAGACUAGCGAGGGUUGGUACUACGGCGAGCGCACGCGCGACGGCGAGGCGGGCUGGUUCCCGGGCGCGUACGCGGCGGAGAUCGCGUCCCCGCACGUGCGCGCGCGCAACCUGCGCCAGCGCUACCGCCUGCUCGCGCUCUCCGCCACCUACCUCGGCCAGAAGAAGAAACCUAUCUCC